UGACGCAUACAAUGUGACUCACUCACUCAUAGCUUAGUGCAACGGGUGUAUCGAGCAGCUCCGAAUUGUUCUGAUUUUGAGUCGUUUUUCUGAGCUAUUCGAAGGUUCUCUGAGGUCUUCGGUGUUCAUUUACCGUAUCUCGCCAGGUGCUGAAGAUGUCUUCCCGCAAAACUGCCGGUCGCCGUGCCACCACGAAGAAGCGCGCCCAGCGUGCGACGUCGAAUGUCUUCGCGAUGUUCGAUCAAGCGCAGAUCGCAGAAUUCAAAGAGGCUUUCAACAUGAUCGAUCAGAAUCAUGACGGUUUCAUUGAUAAGGAGGAUCUGCACGACAUGCUUGCCUCUUUGGGUAAGAAUCCCACCGAUGAGUACUUGGAAGCAAUGAUGAAUGAAGCACCUGGACCUAUCAACUUCACAAUGUUCCUGACACUGUUUGGAGAGAGACUACAAGGAACUGAUCCCGAAGACGUAAUCAAGAACGCCUUCGGCUGUUUCGAUGAGGAAAAUACCGGCCACAUAAAUGAGGAACGUUUGCGCGAGCUACUUACGACGAUGGGUGACAGGUUCACAGAUGAUGAUGUAGAUGAAAUGUAUCGCGAGGCGCCAAUCAAAGGCUCCAUGUUCGACUACCUGGAGUUCACUCGAAUCCUGAAGCAUGGCGCAAAGGACAAGGACGAGCAGUAGUGAGCAAACGCGGAUUCAUCUAAAAAUGUCGACCGCGUAUCCCGACACGGAAUCGUAGAUAGUAUUCGGAAGCGCGCUCCUUGCACUACACGAUUUGACGGAUUUCUAUGUGCACGAAAUUAUCACUAGUAAAUAUCUUUAUUUACAGCGACAAAAAAAAGAAAGCUACGUAGAACGUGCGGGGUAAUUCGAACCCACAAUGUGCACUGUGAUCUCGUUGCAACAAGUUUACUUACAUCUAUAAAGCCCGAAGCGAAUAUAUUAAACUCGAUUAAACAAACGUAACGUACUUUGAAGUGCGAGGUGCGCCGUUCAAGAAAAUCUUUUUCGGAAGUAUUCGCCGUCAGCCAUAAUAAUUUCUUGAAAGAUUGCUGUACAGUCGGUGAAAACGUUAUACGUGUAAGAUAUUUAUAAAUACAUAAAGCGGACAUGUAACUGUUGUAGAUUCAGCAUUUAUAUUUUAAUAUAAUAUUCUAUUGAGUAUGAAAAA
This is a messenger RNA of Ooceraea biroi (clonal raider ant), 1170 nucleotides long. It is a transcript of the gene sqh, whose product is annotated as myosin regulatory light chain sqh. Lineage: Eukaryota; Metazoa; Arthropoda; Insecta; Hymenoptera; Formicidae. The record is from RefSeq and is a predicted model, not a curated record. Gene Ontology annotation, molecular function: calcium ion binding.